Messenger RNA from Daphnia pulicaria, 3862 nucleotides. Its product is annotated as homeobox protein B-H1-like. NCBI's taxonomy places the organism in Eukaryota, Metazoa, Arthropoda, Branchiopoda, Diplostraca, Daphniidae. Gene Ontology annotation, cellular component: nucleus. Bases 1045 to 3246 code for a protein of 733 amino acids. The transcript has 3 exons. Gene Ontology annotation, biological process: regulation of transcription by RNA polymerase II. The record is from RefSeq and is a predicted model, not a curated record. Gene Ontology annotation, molecular function: RNA polymerase II transcription regulatory region sequence-specific DNA binding; DNA-binding transcription factor activity, RNA polymerase II-specific.
GCAGCGAUUCCUGUUGUUGCUGUGCUGCGCAUUCAACGUCUCGUGAGUGCCGGAUGAUUCACGCAGCCGAGCGAAAGAGAAAUGAAAAGGGACGCCAAAUCAUUUGCCAUUUCUGGCUGGGGCCGGGGCUGCUGCACUGCACAAUAAUAUCCUCGUCACUUUGCUCGAUGAGCCGAUGAAAAGGUGAAAGAAGAAAAUGCAAAGAAUUCCGGCCGGAUCAGUUUGGGUUGUUUGUUGUUGUACUACAUCAAGUGAAAAGCAGCUGAGCUAGACAAAAAAGGAGGAGAAAGAAGAAGAAGAAGGAAGAGGGUUUGGCCUGGUGAGAGUUGUCGACCAAUGCGGAUGGAGAGGGGGACGACGCCAAGUGGCCGGAUUGGUCGACAAGUAUAGCAAGAACCUGUUCCGGCAUCAUCGUCUGCUGCUGCAGGGAUAGUUGGAUGUACAUAUCCAUCUCGUCUCUCUAUAUUCUUCUUCUUUUUCUCAACGUGCACACGGCGCGCACAGGCAACCGCUCAGCGAAAAACGUUGAACAAGAUCUGCGCAGUUUGUGUGUCUAUUUGAAACUGUUCCGCCGCCGAUCCUUUGCUCGCCCUUGUGUCUCCCUCCCACCCCACCCCACCCUGUGAGUGUGUGUGGCUAUGCGAGGCGGUGGCAAUCACCCUCCCUCUUUUUGGGACCCCAAAGUGGGGAACUGAAAUUGCUAUCCAAUAGACAACUUCUUCUUUUUCCCUCUGUCCCACCCACCACCCACCUCCUGCUCUACCACCCUCCACUCUCUCUAGUCGAUCGUCCUCCUCCCGUUUUUAAUUCUUCGGCUGACUGUCCUGUUAUAGUCGAGCACCAAAAAACGUCGUCACUUGACGUCUACCUGCCCAGUGAAACGGACAUCCUCUCGUUUCUCCUCUUCUUCUCUUCCGUUGCACAAUCGAUCCCGGGACAUUGUGCGUGAAACAACAACAGUCGCAAAAGUGUGUCGCAAGUGAUCACCUCUCGUGUCACGAUUGGGGGGUUGAAAACAAACGAAAAACAGAAAAUUAUUCUGCGAUGAGUCAAGUUCAAGUGGAUUCAUCGCCUUCGGUGAUGGAGUCGAUUGUCGUCGGUAGCAGGAUCGCUAGUCCUACCACUACUACUACUACGGCUUCUGCUUUGCCGGCCUUGCUGCAUCUUCAAGUCCCGCCGCCGCCGGCUACCACCACCACCACUCCGGCCGCAUCAAAACGAUCCAAUUUCAGCAUUUCCAAUCUGCUGGCCACGGAGGAAGACAAGAAAAUCACGGCGGAAUCCAAUGACAAACAGCCGAGAUUGAGCGAUGACGAAUCAAAGAUCAACGAUGGCAGGAUCAUGAGCAGCAGCAUCCAGCCGUCCGGCGUGGGAUCGCCGUUUCUCAACGCUUCAGCUCUGGCUCAUUUGGCCCACCUCCACCAUGGAUCCAAUCCGCCAACCACUUCGUCUUCCUCUAAUUCAGCCAUUCCCGGCUGGCCAGAUUGGCUCGGAUCAGCCGGACUCGGUCCAGACGCCCAUCAAUCCUUGUGGUCUCGUUUGGGAUUAUUGUCGCACUUGUCGAUGCGUCCAUCCGCUCACCAUCCGCAUCAUCCGUCGUCCGGCUCGGCUCCCGGAUCUUCACCGUUCCCCUACGGCGCCGCAAGUCCGGCCGAGUUCGCCAGCAACCUCCAACACUUGCAGCACUUGCACAGCGUCCAGCAGCAAAUCGCCGCUGCGGCCGCCGCUUCCAGUUACUGGACGUCGUUGAAAAGUUCGGCGCUGGCCGGCAGCGGGACCAACAACGGGACUCCAUCGGGUCGCGACGGCCCAGCCGGCCUGGAUCAUUCCCACCAGCACCUGCCGCCGUCUUGGCGCUACGACCAGCACGGCCCACCUCUGUCCAGCAGUCCGCUCUCGCUGACGGGCAAAGCUUACAACCUGGCCAUGAGCGGAAUGGUCGGGAUGGAACCGGCCAACAAAUCGCCGACCCAUCCGUCUUCAUCCGUCACUCCGAUGCUGAACAAACGGAAGCGAUCCAGCGGAAGCGACGACGACGGCGGCCACAAUUCAUCGGCCUCCUUCAAUCACGACGAUGACAAUUUUUCGGACGCUGACAGCAAAAUUGACGUGGGCGGAGUGGACGACACGGACGACAACAAUUCGGUGCAUUACAUGAUGAUGGAGGAAGAGGACGGGUGUUGCGAGGCCAACGGAUCGGGAGUCGAUUCAGAUGGUGAGAGGGACGACCACCUCCACGGCCAUCACGGCCACCACCACGGACAUCAUCAUCAUCACAACAACAACAACAACAAUGGCAGUAAAGGCAAAGGUUGUUCUUCUUCGUCGUCGGCCACCGACGCCGGCCAACACCAGCAGCUACACAACAGCAGCAGCGGGUCCGGACACUCGGCCGGCAGCAACAGCAAACGCAAGAAGAAGACGCGCACCGUCUUCUCACGCAGUCAGGUGUUUCAAUUAGAGUCGACAUUUGAUAUGAAACGAUACCUGUCCAGCUCUGAACGGGCCGGCCUGGCCGCUUCACUCAGCCUGACGGAGACUCAGGUGAAAAUUUGGUUUCAAAAUCGGCGCAACAAAUGGAAGCGCCAAUUGGCCGCCGAGCUGGAAGCCGCCAAUAUGGCGGCCAACAUGGCAGCGGCCGCGGCUGCUGGACACCAGCGCAUCGUCCGCGUUCCCAUCCUCUACCACGAGAACGGUCCCAACAACAAUUCCGGCGUUUCAUCCAACAUGACUACGUCGACUUCCGCAUCUUCUUCCUCUCUCAAUCACCUCCGCCACCCCAUCGGACCCAACACUCCGACCAGCUCCAGCGGAGCUCCGCCCGGCAGCUCUUCCGGCAACCAGCAGGUCAAUUACAGCGGAGGCAACAACAACAAAACCUCUCCGCUAUUAUCCCCUCAACAACAACAGCAACAACAGCAGCAGCAAAACGGGAAUAACAACAACAGUGCGGGAAACAUGGCGGCUCCAUCGUCAGUGACGUCAUCGGGCGCGUCUGCGCAACUCCCGUUCUCGUCGCUGUUCUACACUCACGCGGCGGCGGCAGCGGCGGCCGCUGCAGCCGCGUCGCUCUACAGCAACAGCAGCGGGAGCGGGAGCAGUAGCAGCAGCAGCGUGGGCUCAAUGUCUUCAUCGACCAAUCAGGUUGGGGGCGUUCACCAUCUCCACCAUCACCAGCACAACCCGCAUCACGGACCGGCAGCCGCCGGCAAUUCGUCACGAUCUCCACUCACGGGAAUGGUCUGAUUGGUUCAAAACACUCACGACGGCGUCGUCACAGGAUGAGCCGCUAUAACGGUUUAUUUGAUCUGCUGUACAUCAGCCAAAGUUGCGCUAAUAUCGCUUGAGGGUUUAUUUGAUUAAAAUUGAGUUUGGCGCAUUUAGUCAUUUGCAUCGUCCCAUUUUGUUUUGAAAAAAAAUUAUCAAAAUGAAAAACGCUUUGAUUUCGGUCGAUUGUGUGGAAUCUUUUUUAACUUAAUUUCAUUCCCCUCCGCGUUGAUACUUAAUUACAAUUGCGUUAAAUCUUAGCCGUUUUUUGUUGUGUGUCCGUAUGGUCGGGUCUCUUUUCCAUUGUUGAAUGUUGUCGUUUUCUUCCAUUUUCUUAAUUUAAAAAACAAUUAAAUCUUAUUCGGUUGUGCUAAAUAUUCGCUCAUUUUUAAAAAAGGAAAUGUGUCUCGUCCUCGAUUCUCCCCGUUUGUCGUCAUUCCAUUGGCCGUAUUAUUUUAAAUCUUUUUUUAUUCUCUCCAUCAGCGUGUGUCACUCGACUUAUUAUUAAUGCCGUGCUGUCUAAAUACCCUCGCAUCAUUGACUGUGGCCAUAAUAUAAAAUAUUCCCACCAAAUGGAAAUGGAUAAACAAAUACA